CCUCCCUUGGACAAUGAAUGCGAAGGGGAGACAUCCAGGAAAGAAAAAAGGCCUAUAAACGCAUUUCGAAACAGUGCUAAUACUUCCUUGCUCCCUUCUCUCGCAGCAACAGCCUCUUGCCCUUUGCCGUUGAUGCCACAAAUUCACCAGCUUUAGCAGUGCCUUCUCAUCAACACCACCAUCAUGCUGCUAGGCCAGAGGUUCUGGACGGCCUUGACCUGUCUCUUUGGCUUUGGGACCGAUUUGCCCUUGCAAAAGUCGCUGCAGGACCUCGAUCGCCUCCCGCUUGACCUGCCAAGCCAUCAUGGGGCCAGGCCAUCGCGGGGGCCCAUUUUCAAGCCUCCCGGCGCUGCCGACGGGUCCAAUUUCACUUGCGACUAUUCGGCCAUGACAAACUGGUCCGAGUGCUCCAGCACCGACCGUCGCUGCUGGCUCGUAGACAAGUCGGGAAAAAACCAGUGGAACAUCUUGACCAACUAUGAGGCGACCACCACAUUGUCCGACGGCACCGUGGUGCCUCUGACACCCACAGGAAUCACCCGAAACUACACGCUUAACCUUACAAAUCACGUCAUCAACGCCGACGGUCUCGACUUCAAGCAGGGAAAGUGGUUCAACGGACAGUAUCCCGGACCCUGGAUCCAGGCCUGCUGGGGUGAUACAAUUCAGGUAACCGUCAUAAACAAUCUCAAGGGUAAUGGCACCAGUAUCCACUGGCACGGCAUCCGCCAGUUCCGCACAAUGCACAUGGAUGGCGUAAAUGGAGUAACCCAAUGCCCAAUCCGUCCCGGCGACAGCUUCACCUACAAGUUCCUCGCUACUCAAUACGGCAGUUCGUGGCUACACAGUCAUUACAGCGUGCAAUAUGCUGAUGGCCUGGUCGCACCAAUCACUAUCCAUGGUCCGUCGUCGCAGCAGUACGAUAUUGCUCCUGAUGUGCCGCUGCUUAUCACAGACUGGGCCCACAACAGCGCGUACGAAUUCAUCUCUGGUGCCGACAUUCUGUAUCCCACAAUCUUGCUGAACGGCAAGGGCAACGUCACUGCAUUCGGCUAUUCGGGAUUGCCAUCCAACCUGACCAUUCCGACGCCGUAUACACUCAAUUUCGAGGCCAACCCCGCGAAGCCGCUGAAAUACUUGCUGCGCAUCAUCAACACAUCCUUCCAGACCCCAUUCGUCUUUUCGAUUGACAACCAUCAGUUGCAGGUCGUCGAGGUCGAUUUUGUUCCAGUCGACGGCAGUUAUAUCACCAGCCACCUUCACAUUGGCAUCGGACAGCGGUACCAAGUAAUCGUCGAGGCGUUGCCGAUUCCAUACCCCAACCAAAACCUGUCUACCGUGCGCAACUACUGGAUCCGUACCGACAUUAUAGGCGACUGCCCUGACGCCCCGAUCCCACCCGGCGACACAUACAUGAAGACGGGAAUCCUACGGUACGACAGCUCCAGCACCGCAAAGCCAAGCACCCAACCCUGGCCGAACCUGGACAGGAACUGCAUCGAGGAGCCGCUUGCCAACCUCAGGCCCGUUGUAGCUUGGGACGUGACCAAGCCCUCCAACAACGGGGGCCAGGGCGAGAACGAGGAAAUAUCAUUCAAGAACCUUUCGCCAAAGCCCUUCCCGCUAGCCGGCUUCGCGCUGAACCCCACCACCCUCCAGAAUUGGACAGCGCUCCAGGUGAAUUACUCAGACCCAACAUUCCUGAACCUGAACAACACGGGUCCGUGGAAGCCCAGCGCAAUGGUUGUUCUCGAAGACAACCUGACGAGCACAGACUGGAUAUUCCUCCAAAUUUCAUCCAUCGCCGGCACCCACCCAAUCCACCUCCACGGCCACGACUUUGCUAUCCUCGAUAAGCAGGACCCGAAUCACCCAACCAACUCGUUUACCGUCCAGGAUUGGUUCAACCCUCCACGUCGGGACGUCAUCCUGGUGCCGAAUCGAGGGUCUGUCACUAUCGCCUUCCACGCCGACAACCCCGGCGCAUGGCUCGUCCAUUGCCACAUUGCGGAACACGCCGCCAUGGGCCUGGGCCUACAGAUUCUCGAGCGACGGGCCGAUGCCCAGAAAAUCUGGCCGUCCAAUGCUACCUCCCACGCCAUACAAGAGGCAAACCGGGUAUGCCAGAACUGGAGGACGUGGCAGGCGGCCUGCAAGAACUGGUGGGAGGGCUGCGAUGGGGACGUGUUCCAGAAUGACUCUGGAGUGUGAGGGGAGGCAUCGAUGUUUCUCAGCGAACCUGCAGUCUCUUGACCGUACCGUUGUGGCGCGCAACUCCCUCCUGCCGUCUGUAGCCCAUAAGAAUGAGAUAACUGGCCAUUGACG
Messenger RNA from Lasiosphaeria miniovina, 2325 nucleotides. Its product is annotated as multicopper oxidase-domain-containing protein. NCBI's taxonomy places the organism in Eukaryota, Fungi, Ascomycota, Sordariomycetes, Sordariales, Lasiosphaeriaceae. Bases 184 to 2211 code for a protein of 675 amino acids. The record is from RefSeq and is a predicted model, not a curated record. Gene Ontology annotation, molecular function: oxidoreductase activity; copper ion binding. The transcript has 11 exons.